AAUAUUCUAACUAAAGAAAAGAGAGAAAGAAAGAAAGAGGAGGUUUAAUUUUCCAGUCAAGGCUCUUCUCUUCUGUAUGCUUAACCUGUCAAACUCUUCUUUUCUCUAACAGAAAGAUUUGCGUACUGUUACGGCAAUGGUAACUGGUUGGCGACGAGCUUUUUGUACUUCAAUACCUAAAGAGAAACAAACAACGGUGCUGACCGAUAAGCAGCACAAGGAACAAAAAGAGCAACAACAUUGUAAUAGCCAGAGCCCCAGAUUGAGUUCUAAAUUUGGGUUUUUUUCGAAUCCUUCAACUCCUAAAUUACACUCUCAGCCAGUUUCCAGCCCCGGCAUCAGAUGCAAAACCACCGCUACGACUUCGGUUCCCAAUAGCCCCAGACUGCAAUGCAAAACCUCUACUGAUUCUAGUGCAAAUCUAUCUUCUCCCAAAUCUCCCUCCAGCUUCUCUUUUCUUAAAGCCACCCUACGUCUCUCAAAAAGUCGAUGUGGAAUCUGUUUUCAGAGAGUGAAAACUGGACAAGGAACCGCCAUUUUCACGGCGGAGUGUUCUCAUACAUUUCAUUUCCCUUGCAUAACAAAUCAAGUCAACAUCAACAACAAGAGCCAUCUUUUAAUCUGUCCGGUUUGUAACUCUCACUGGAAACAACUCCCUCUUCUUACUCGCCAACACCAUCAACCCCUUCACCAACCAUCAAAAGCUUUCAAAGUUUAUAACGACGACGAGCCUUUGACAUCUUCAAUCUCUUUAUCUCACUUCAAUACCAUUCUUGAAUCCUCCGAAGAAGAAGAAUCCAAUCAAGAGUUCCAAGGAUUCUUUCCCACCAUUAAUACCUCCACCACCGCCGCUGCCGCUACGUCCAAUGUUCAUAUAGCUUUGUUGCCUGAGGCGGCUGUGGUUACGGUUGGGAGGAGUUAUGAAACGUGCGCUAUGGUUUUGAAGGUUAAGGCGCCUCCUUGUGCUGGAGCGCGUGCAAUAAGACGCGCUCCUAUUGAUUUAGUGACGGUUUUGGAUGUGAGUUUGAGCAUGGGAGGGUCCAAGCUUCAGAUGAUCAAGCGAUUCAUGCGGUUGGUGAUUUCGAAUUUAAGCGCAUCAGAUCGUUUAUCCAUCGUUGCGUUUUCUACUACUUCGAAAAGAUUAUUGCCGUUACGGCGUAUGACCACAAAUGGACGGAGGUCCGCACGGCGAAUCGUUGACGCCAUUGGUACAACAACGGGUCAAGGAAUUACUGUAAGCGACGCGCUGAAAAAAGCGGCCAAAGUGCUCGAGGAUCGACGCGAGAGAAAUUCCUUCUCUACGAUUCUGAUUUUGUCACAAAGAAACUCCUCUUCAAAUCAGGGCCGUUCAUUGCCUGUCGUGUCGUCCACGCGCUUUUCACACUCUGAUAUCCCUGUACAUUCCAUUGGAUUCAGUGACAACGGCGCGUCAAACCACCCCCCGCAUGAUGAGGCGUUUUCCAAAUUCAUUGGCCGAUUAUUAAGCGUGGAGGUCCAGGAUCUGAAGCUCCAACUGAGUUUCAUAUCCGGAUCGGGUCAAGCAGAGAUAACGGGUGUUUAUUCUCUAACGGGCCGGCCCGCAUCUCUCGGAUUAGGGUCAAUUCCGGUUGGGGAUUUAUACCCGGAGGAAGAGCGAGAACUGUUAAUAGAAUUGAAAGUGACCCGUUCAUCAAUCGGGUCCCACCAUGUGUUGACCGUACGGUCUUCUUACAAGGACCCAUCUUCAGAAAUAAUCCGCUACAAGGAGCAAUCGAUGUUGGCACCUAAACCUCUAGCCGUUAGAUCCUCAACUCCCAACAUCGCACGGUUAAGGAAUCUCCACGUCACCACACGAACUGUUGCUGAAUCGAGGAGAUUAAUCGAGAUUAAUGACUUGUCGGGAGCUUACCACUUAUUGUCUUCAGCUCGAGCAUUGUUGAUGCGGGAGAGAACCGGCUCGGCUGAGGAGUAUGUACUCAGCUUGGAAGCCGAGCUGACCGAGAUGCAGAAGCGCAGACAGCAGCAGGUGCAAGGUCAUAGGGCGAGAGUGAAUGGGCAAACGGCGCAGGAGAAGGCAGAGCCGCAAACGCCGACAUCGGCUUGGAGAGCGGCAGAGAGAUUGGCUAAAGUGGCUAUUAAGAGGAAACAUAUGAACAGAGUAAGCGAUUUGCACGGCUUUGAAAAUGCAAGGUUUUAAUAUUUAAGAUUAAAAAAUAUUUAAAUAUAUAAUAUUUGUAAUGCAGAGGGAAAUAUAAAUAUUAUUAUUAUGAAUUAGAAUAAAUAAAAUAAAAUUUUUGAAGUAAGGGAUCGUAAAUGGUGAGGAGGGGUAGAGCCUUUCUGCAGAAGGAAACCCUACAAGCCACCUGAAGUUGAUUGUAAUUAUUAUUAAAUUGAUAAAAAAAUGAUUGAAAUUGGUAGGGAAUGGAAUAUGGGGGGGCUGGCGGGGCUGGGGGGGCUUCGUUUGUUUGUUUGUUUGUUUGUUUUUGUACGUAUGGCUGGUUUUAAUUUCAAAAUGAAUAAAAGUUUAUUAGAAUUAAGAGGGACCUUUUGGUACAAUUGAAAAGGGCACUUGGAAUGAAAGAAAUGGGUGAAGAAUGAUUUGAUUGUUUUAA
Mangifera indica (mango) is the source of this 2591-nucleotide messenger RNA. Its product is annotated as probable E3 ubiquitin-protein ligase EDA40. Lineage: Eukaryota; Viridiplantae; Streptophyta; Magnoliopsida; Sapindales; Anacardiaceae. The record is from RefSeq and is a predicted model, not a curated record. The transcript has 2 exons. The coding region runs from base 137 to 2176 and encodes 679 amino acids.